CUCAGCCCAGACUUUCUCAUUUCACAAUCCAAGACCAAGGGGCAGCAAGCUAAGCAACUUAUUCCAAUCUGGCAUAAUGGAGAACAGAAGAAAGAAAGCCACUGCACUGCAGCCUUGCUAUCAUCCAACCCCCCCUCACUCACCCUCCCUUCCCAACCUAACGACAAUAAUCCACAAAUAAAUCCUCUUUGUCUUUUAGCCCUUUCCUCUCUCUUUUCAAUCCUCUCCUCCUCCUUAAAUCCCAUGCCCACGCUCCCAAUUCCCCCUCCAUUCUCCAUGCCUCUUCCACUUCCCCCCCCCCCCCCCCCCCCCCCCCCUCUCUCCUCUUUUCUUCUCCUUUUUCUCAUCUUUCUCCACCAGAAAGUUCCCCAGUUUAAUAUGCUCUCUGUAAAAUAAUCAACCCAAGAUUAUUCUUCUCGCUUUCAACAUUAUCCAUUAAUUAGGGCCAUUAUAAGAACUCAACAACCCAGUGAAUUUCUGUAUCAAGAAACCAAUACCCAUGUCCUAAAACCCCCAGAUUUCUCUCUCUCUCUCUCUCUCUCUCCCCACUUUCAUAUUUAUUUGGUUUCACUCUGUUGUGUAUAGACAAGAAAAUCCAGUAAUGGAGAUGAAAGAAUUUUGGACCACUUUGGCGACGUUAAUGGGGGCAUGGGCCUUCUUCCGAGGCAUCCUCUACACAAUCCUGCCGCCGGAGCUCCGCUUGGCGUCGCUGAAGCUCUUCCACCGCCUCUGCAACUGGUGCUCCGCCUACUGCUACUUCGACAUCGCCGAGAUCGACGGCGUCAACACCAACGAGCUCUACAGCGCCGCGCAGCUCUACCUCAGCACCUCCGCCGCCUCCGCCACCGGCACCACCAGCAGCCGCCGCCUCAGACUCACCCGCGCCACCAACUCCUCUGCCAUCACUUUCGGCCUCGCCAACAACGACCGCCUUGUCGACGUCUUCCGCGGCGUCCCCGUCCUCUGGGAGCACGUCGUCGCGCCGCGCCAAUCCCCCAACUUCUCGUGGCGCCCCCUCCCCGAGGAAAAACGCGGCUUCACUCUCCGCGUCAACAAGAAGCACAAAAACCUCGUCCUCGAAUCCUACCUCGACCACAUCAUCCUCAAAGCCAACUACAUCCGGAGAAAGAAUCAAGAUCGCUAUCUCUACACCAAUUCACGAGGUGUGUCCUUAGAUUCGCAUGCUCGCCCGUGGGAAUCGGUGCCGUUCAAGCACCCCAGCACGUUCGAGACCCUGGCAAUGGACCCGGCCAAGAAGCAAGAGAUCAUGGCCGAUCUCAAGGACUUUUCGCACGGCCAAUCUUUCUACCAGACGACUGGGCGAGCAUGGAAGCGAGGCUAUCUCUUGUACGGCCCGCCUGGAAGUGGAAAAUCGAGCAUGAUCGCGGCUAUGGCGAAUUACCUCGGGUACGAUAUCUAUGAUCUGGAACUGACCGAGGUAAACAACAACUCUGAUCUCAGGAAGCUCUUGAUGAAGACGAGGUCCAAGUCUAUUAUCGUGAUCGAGGACAUUGAUUGUUCCGUCAAUUUGACGAACAGGAAACGGAACAACGCACCAAGGCCUAGGCCGAACCCGAAUCCGAGCCCCAACGAGAAUGGACAAUCCGGAGACGAUAACGGAAACUCAGUCACCCUUUCUGGGUUGUUAAAUUUCACGGACGGGCUAUGGUCUUGCUGCGGGAGCGAGAGAAUUUUCGUCUUCACGACCAAUCAUGUGGAGAAGCUUGACCCGGCAUUGGUCCGGAGCGGAAGGAUGGAUAUGCACAUACUCAUGAGCUAUUGUUCGUUUCCGGCGUUGAUGAUUCUUCUGAAGAACUAUUUGGGGUAUGAAGAGGGCGAUUUGGACGAAGCGGUGGCGAGGGAAUUGGAGAAGCUGAUUGAGCAGGCGGAGAUGACGCCGGCUGAUAUCAGUGAGGUCUUGAUAAAGAACCGGAGGGAUAAGGAGAAGGCUGUGAGGGGAGUUCUGGAGGCUUUGAAGGCGAGGGCGGAGAGGGUGAGAGGGAAUAUGGAAGAGGAGGAGGCGCAAGAGAAGGAGCAAGAGCAAGAGCAAUAAUUAUGUUUAACGAGGAGGAGGCCCAAACAACCAGCCAAACCAUUUCACCUUUCUUUGUAAUGAACACCUUCUACUAAAUACUAUUACAAGUGGAGUAGUUAUUAAUUAGUUA
Messenger RNA from Diospyros lotus (date-plum), 2165 nucleotides. Its product is annotated as AAA-ATPase At5g57480-like. Gene Ontology annotation, molecular function: ATP hydrolysis activity; ATP binding. Lineage: Eukaryota; Viridiplantae; Streptophyta; Magnoliopsida; Ericales; Ebenaceae. The record is from RefSeq and is a predicted model, not a curated record. The transcript is spliced from 2 exons. Bases 602 to 2053 code for a protein of 483 amino acids.